AUGGACACAUUAAACAAACUGAAGCAGUUUGACGCUUAUCCUAAAACUCUGGAGGAUUUCCGGGUGAAGACGUGGGGAGGAGCGACCGUGACCAUCAUCAGCGGCGUCAUCAUGUUCGUCCUGUUCGUCUCUGAGCUGCAGUACUACCUGACCAAAGAGGUCCACCCGGAGCUCUACGUCGACACGUCGCGAGGAGACAAACUCAAGAUCAACAUCGACGUCAUUUUCCCUCACAUGCCCUGCGCCUAUCUCAGUAUCGACGCCAUGGACGUGGCCGGAGAGCAGCAGCUGGACGUCGAACACAACCUGUUCAAGCAGCGGCUGGAUAAAGAGCUGAACCCCGUCACCACCGAGGCAGAAAAACACGAACUGGGUCAGGCUGAAGAUGGGGAAGCAUUCGACCUGAGCACUCUGGACCCGAACCGAUGUGAGAGCUGUUACGGCGCCGAGACCGAAGACCUGAAGUGCUGCAACACCUGUGACGACGUGCGCGAGGCGUACCGGCGGCGCGGCUGGGCCUUUAAGAGCGCCGACACCAUCGAGCAGUGCAAACGCGAAGGCUUCACGCAGAAGAUGAUGGAGCAGAAGAACGAGGGCUGCCAGGUCUACGGCUUCCUGGAGGUCAACAAGGUGGCAGGAAAUUUCCACUUUGCACCAGGAAAGAGUUUCCAGCAGUCGCAUGUUCACGUGCACGCUGUGGAAAUUCAUGACCUGCAGAGUUUUGGUUUAGACAACAUCAACAUGACCCACCUGAUAAAGCACCUGUCGUUUGGUAAAGAUUACCCCGGCAUCGUAAAUCCGCUGGACGGAACCGACGUCUCGGCGCCACAAGCAUCGAUGAUGUACCAGUAUUUUGUGAAAAUUGUUCCAACCAUCUACGUCAAAACAGACGGAGAGGUGGUCAAAACGAAUCAGUUUUCCGUCACCAGGCACGAGAAAGUCGCCAACGGUUUAAUAGGAGAUCAGGGUCUGCCGGGCGUCUUUGUUCUCUACGAACUUUCACCCAUGAUGGUCAAAUUCACAGAAAAACACAGGUCGCUGACUCACUUCCUGACGGGCGUGUGCGCCAUCAUCGGCGGCGUGUUCACAGUGGCCGGUCUCAUCGACUCGCUCAUCUACCACUCGGCGCGCGCCAUCCAGAAGAAGAUAGAGCUGGGCAAGGCGUCCUAACGAUGGCGCCCCCCAGUGGCCGCACAGACCGAGAUGCUGAGCACCCAGAGGACAGAAACGGGCGGCGAGGCGGGGGGAGAAACUCGCCUCUUCUCCAUGAACUAGACCUGAAACGAACCGAGAGAGAAUCCAGGGCGGUGGAGCUGUUUGGACCUUCCUAUCCGCCGUUCGGAGACGGACGGGCCGCGGCGGCAGGGCGAUGGGAGGACGCCGCCACCAGGAGCAAGAAGCCGCUCCAUCGCUACGCUCAGCGUUUGGUAGGAGACCGAGGAGCAGCAGAGACCUUAGUUUACCCCGACGGACAUUUUUAAGCUCGGAUAAUUUAUUCCAUCUUCUCUGACUCGCGUCGUUCAGACUGUGGAGCGACUUUUAUUCCAUAUCUGAAAACAAAGUGAAUCCUCAGUGUUCAGAGGAAACGCAGCAGAUCUUCCUGCAGCUCCGCCAGGUAUUAACAAGAAGAAGAACAAGAAACUGCUCAUUUGCUCAUUAAACUACUAAAACAGCUGCUGCUUGUCACUCCUUGCUGCACUGCAAACACAUAAAAUCUAACCAAGUAUUUCUGGUCUGCAGUGCAAAUAUCUUCACUUGAAAUAAGAGAAAAUUAACCUACAAGUAACUUUGAACAAGGUAAAGGAGCUUCGGGUGAAUAAUUCAUUAAUACAUAUCAAUAUUAGUUCCACUGGCAGAUUAUUUCACUUGAAACAAAACAUUUUUCUCAUGUUAUAAAUGAAAUAAUCUGACAGGAACUUUUUGAUAGUUUUAUCUUAUUUCAAGUGAAUUGGAAACUAAACCGAAAAAAUAAAUUUAGUGUUUUGCAGUGCAGAACCUCCUUUGAUUUUCAACAAGAAGAAAUCGGAUUAGACUCUGGAGCUGGUUGGAUGCUGGUUGUCCAGGUAAACAUCCAUCUGUAUCCAACAGACAGGUUCUGCAGCUUCCUGUGGGUCAGACGCCGGGUCAGAUCCGGUACCGUCUGUAGUGGGAGGUUCUGAUCCGUUGGACCAGCUGAUCAUUACAGCUGGUUUCACAUGAUGUUGCUGCAAGUUGAUGAUUAGAACCUGGAUCAGAACUCCGAGCCUGGGUUCAGUCCAGUUUAACUUUAGAGGUUAUAAACGCAGGAAUUGGUCACUGAAUCAUCGCUUUGUUUUUCCUGGUGAUGUGUUAGAACCGGACCGGUUCCGGUCCAGUAUUCCCUCUGUCCCCGUCCUCUCGGAUCCAGACGAUGGUUCAGUUGUCGACGGUUUGCUGCUGCACCUUUAGAUCAGGGCUGUGUGAGAGAGAUGUAUUUAUAUUUCGAAUGUCCACAAAAUGUUUUUAAAGUGACAAAAUAAAUGUUGAAUUAAAGCA
Poecilia reticulata (guppy) is the source of this 2514-nucleotide messenger RNA. RefSeq names its product ERGIC and golgi 3 (gene ergic3). Gene Ontology annotation, biological process: retrograde vesicle-mediated transport, Golgi to endoplasmic reticulum; endoplasmic reticulum to Golgi vesicle-mediated transport. Gene Ontology annotation, cellular component: endoplasmic reticulum; COPII-coated ER to Golgi transport vesicle; endoplasmic reticulum membrane. NCBI's taxonomy places the organism in Eukaryota, Metazoa, Chordata, Actinopteri, Cyprinodontiformes, Poeciliidae. The record is from RefSeq and is a predicted model, not a curated record.